GUAACGUUGCCUUCUCCACUUCAGGCGUUGGCCAAGGCUAUUGACCCACUAGUCGCCCCGCAGACACAUAUAGACCAACCGAUGCUCUGUUCGAGGGAUGUGUCCGAGUCCUUAGAAGAGUUAGAAGCUGAGUGGUCACGUAAGGACCCCAGAGACUCUUGGGUGAUGAUCAGUAGAGGUCCGAAGGGUGAACACUUCAUGGUGGAGGUAGAUGCAGGUGGCCGCAAAGUUGGCACCUUCACACACACAAGCUCUACACGGAACUUCAUCAGUCGGUUUUGUGUGGGUAGGCUGCGCUUAAGGGACCAAGUUCAGCGGCUUCAUAGAUCUGUAGCAUCCACUUCAGCCAACAAGCAUAAUAUGGUAGUCCAAGACUACGUCAAGGACGUAGUGUGCACCUUCUCCUAUGGAGGAGGGGAACUGAGACACAAAAUCUCGUUCCUUGUGAGCGACGAGCUGCCAUUCGACAUGUUGCUAGACGGCUUGAGGCCAGAUGAUGCCAAAGUGCCCAACAUACGGGACUGGCCCAGACAUCAGACUGUAAUUCAGACCACCGUCUCCCCUCCUACCUCUUCGCGACUACCGACGCGUCGAGCCAUUCACUUAGCCCAUUGCAACGAGCAGCUUGCGACUCGCGAGGACGUUGUGUCCUCCCUUCUGGACUUGAGCAUGCUCCAGGCUCGUCAGGAGCGACUCACCCUCCAUGUCGCUGCACUGCGUCGCCUUCUCGCCAUCCUCUCUGACCCUGAUCGCACCCUCCUGAUCAUUCCAGUACGACUCGGGACCUCCACGAGGGUGUACUUAGUGUUGUGGGAUUCCGGUUCUCAGUGCGACUUCAUUCACCCACGGGUGGUGAAGGAAGCACGCUUACCCACGACAAGGUCUUCGACUCCCAUCUCCGUCACCCUAGGAGAUGACAAAACCCGGCGCUUCUUCGAUCAGACGGUCACCGACCUCCCUUUCUUCCUCACUCUGGAGCCGACUGAUCAUCCCCCGACGUCUCCUCGCCACCAGUCCUCUGCACAUUUCGAUGUGAUGGAGACGGGGUACGACUUCAUUCAAGGGACUCCGUGGUCUUGUAGGUUCCAAAGCACCGAGGCCGAUUGGGCGACCAACACUCUCGUUCUCAGAAUGAAGUGUGGACAGACGUAUCGCGUACCUUUCAUAGGUACCACGACGACACCAUGUCCCGAUCCUCCUCCGCCGAAGCCUUCCACGCCCACACCAUCUCCUACUAUCACUGUCACCUCACCUCGGCAGUUUGCCCACUUCAUCCGAGAAAACAACGUCACCUUCUUUACAGUGAACGUUACGGAUAUCUUGCAUUAUGAUCCACCCUAUCCAGACGUCGAGCUCAUCUCUCUGGAGCGAGAUCCUCCUUCUAUCUCCAUGGCUACCCAUCUCCGGCGCUUCUUCGAUCAGACGGUCACCGACCUCCCUUUCUUCCUCACUCUGGAGUUGACUGAUCGUCCCCCAACGUCUCCUCGCCACCAGUCCUCUGCACAUUUCGAUGUGAUGGAGACGAGGUACGACUUUAUUCAAGGGACUCCGUGGUCUCGUAGGUUCCAAAGCACCGAGGCCGAUUGGGCGACCAACACUCUCGUUCUCAGAACGAAGUGUGGACAGACGUAUCGCGUACCUUUCAUAGGUACCACGGCGACACCACGUCCCGAUCCUCCUCCGCCGGAGCCUUCCGCGCCCACACCAUCUCCUACUAUCACUGUCACCUCACCUCGGCAGUUUGCCCACUUCAUCCGAGAAAACAACGUCACCUUCUUUACGGUGAACGUUGCGGAUAUCUUGCACUAUGAUCCACCCUAUCCAGACGCCGAGCUCAUCUCUCUGGAGCGAGAUCCUCCUUCUAUCUCCAUGGCUACCCAUCUCUACUUCCCUCCCUCCGCCGUCCGUGAUUGUCCAAUAGCCUUCUACUCUCGUCAGCUCCUGCCUGUCGAGAUAAACUACACUGUUGAUGAACGCGAGGUUCUCACAGUAGUUCAUGCCACUCGGCACUGGCGUCACUACCUGCACGAGGCACCAUUCACGGUGCGCACAAACAACUCUGUUGUCCAGGCUUUUCUGACAAAGCCGAAGCUCACUCCUCGACAGGCUCACUGGUGGCGUGACCUAUCCGAGUUUAGUUUCACCAUUGAGCACAUCAAGGGUGAGACCAAUCGGGUCGCAGAUGCCUUAUCCCGACGCCCUGACCGUAAUCUGGAGCAGAUUCAGCUCGCUGCCAUCUCGGUCACCAUCGUCCACCACUCGGUGACCGACGAGUUUCGCACUCAGUACCGCUACUACCCCGACUAUUGCGACAUCCAUGCGACCCUUCGGAGUGGCAAGACCAUCCCGAACUACUCUCUCGGGGACAAUGGUAUUGUGUACUCGCACGGUUCACAGAGCACCAGAGAGCCCCGCAUUUGCGUUCCCUCCACUGGACAACUACGUGUCCAGGCAUUCGCAGAGUUCCAUGACGAGGCAGUCGCCGGUCAUUGGGGCUUCCACAAGACGUUGGCUCGUGUGAGCCGCCCGUACGUCUGGCCGAAGCGCAAGGACUUUGUGAAGGACUAUGUCGCAAAGUGUCCCACCUGCCAGGAGGCGAACAGUGUGAACCAUUUGCCUUAUGGUUUGCUCCAGCCUCUUCCUAUCCCUGAGGGUCGUUGGCAGUCCAUCUCGAUGGACUUUAUUGGUCCUCUUCGUCCUCCUACCCCCCUCGGUCAUGAUGCUAUCCUGGUCGUCGUUGACCUCUUCACGAAUCGUGCACGCUCUGUUCCAUGUCGCUAUGCCAUCCGUGCACUUGAGGUCGUCGACAUCGUGUUUGACCGAGUUGUGAGUGAUCACGGCUUACCCCUGAGCAUCAUAUCUCACCAUGACCCGCGCUUUACCAAUUGAUUCUGUGACGGUUCCACGAGGUAUACGGCACCAAGCU
Chara braunii is the source of this 2926-nucleotide messenger RNA. The record is from the annotation of a GenBank genome assembly. Lineage: Eukaryota; Viridiplantae; Streptophyta; Charophyceae; Charales; Characeae.